CCUAGCUAUAUAUAUGCCACCUAUGUCUCCCAACUCAAUCAGUCUCACUGCUAGAGCUCAAAGCAGAAACCACAGCGCAAUGGACAACCGCAGACCAUCCGUAAUAGUCAUGUUCGGCUGCUUGCUUGCCGUGGCCGCGGCGACGCCGACCGUAGAGCUGGAACUGGAAGCACCACCGGACGGGGCCAAUAUCUCUACCUACAUCGUGCACGUCGCCAACUCCCAUGCGCCGCGCUCCACGCUAAGCGCAGCCCGCCUCACCAGCGUCUACACCUCCUUCCUACGUGACGCCCUCCCCCCGCACAUCAGCGAGCCCGCGCCGAGCAUCCUUUACGCCUACGCGCACGCCAUGACGGGCUUCGCGGCGCGUCUCACGGAGCGCCAGGCCGCGCACCUGGAGACCCAGCCCUCCGUCCUCCGCGUCACCCCCGACAAGCUCUACGAGCUCCAAACCACACUGUCACCCACCUUCCUCGGCCUCACGCCAUCCUCGCCGCUCAUGGCCGCGUCGAACGGUGCCACGGACGUGGUGAUCGCCGUCCUGGACACUGGCAUCUACCCCAAGGACCGUGCGUCCUUCUACCCGUCGGUGAAUUUGCCUCCUCCAGCAAGGUUCCGAGGAGGCUGUGUCUCUACCCCCAAUUUCGACGCCGCCGCCUACUGCAACAGCAAGCUCGUGGGCGCCAAGUUCUUCACUAAAGGGUCCACGGCUUGGUGCUCUGAGGCGUCGCCGCUCGACGUCAACGGCCACGGCACCCACUGUGCCUCCAUUGCCGCCGGUUCCCCGGUCCCAAACGCCAACCUCUUCGGCUACGCCACGGGCACCGCCCAGGGUGCAGCCCCGGGUGCGCGCAUUGCCUCCUACAAGGUAUGCACGGGCUGCGCGGCUAAAUCCACGUGCCCGUCGUCCGACGUACUGGCGGGUUUGAAUGAGGCCAUCGCCGACAAAGUUGACGUCAUAUCCCUCUCUCUUGGUGGUCAACAUCCAAAUCUGUACGAUGAUCUCACGGCCGUCGGUGCAUUCAGUGCCGUCCGUGAAGGCAUACCUGUGAUCGCUGCCGGCGGGAAUUCUGGUCCUGACAGGGCCACCCUAUACAACGUCGCGCCAUGGUUCUUGACCGUUGGCGCAUCCAACAUGAACCGUGAGUUCAGGGCACCCGUCAAACUCGGCAACGGAAAAACCUUCCGUGGGGUCUCGCUUUACGACGUCAACAGUGAUCCAUCAUAUGAUGGUACCAAGAUGAAGCCGCUAGUCUAUGGCCUCGAUGUCGGCUCUGACGGGUGCAUGGCUGGGAAACUUGACCCCAUCAAAGUCGCCGGCAAAAUCGUCGUGUGCAGCCCAGGUGUCAACCUAGACACGGAAAAAGGUGCUGCCGUCAAGCAAGCCGGUGGUGUUGGUGCCAUAAUCGCAAGUGGCGUCAAUUACGGCGAGUAUGUCAAGGCCGAAGCCCACGUCCUCCCAGCCGUGUCGGUCACGUUCGCGGAUGCCAUAGAGAUCGCAAAAUACUCCCAGACUCCAAACCCAGUCGCGACAAUCUCCUCCUUCAGCAGCUUCACCGGACAGCUAAGUCUGUCUCCCCCCAGGGUCGCGGCGUUCUCCAGCCGCGGGCCGAACCACCUCGCCCCGGAGAUCCUCAAGCCCGACGUGGUCGCGCCCGGCGUCGAAAUCCUCGCCGCGUGGACAGGCGAGCGAGCGCCUUCGCAAGUCGUCACCGACACGAGGCGUGUCAAGUUCAACGUCCUGUCCGGUACGUCCAUGGCCUGCCCACACGUGAGCGGCAUCGCCGCUAUGCUCAAGGCGGCGCGGUCAGCGUGGAGCCCAGCGGCGAUCAAGUCAGCCCUGAUGACGACGGCCUACAACAUGGACAGAUCCGGCGGCGCCAUCAAGGACACAAACACCAGCAUGGAAGCCGGGCCGUUCGACCUUGGCGCCGGCCAUGUCGACCCCAACAGCGCCCUCGACCCGGGCCUAGUGUUCGACGCCGGCGAAGACGACUACAUCUCCUUCCUGUGUGCUCUAGGCUACACGCCCCGGCAGAUCGCCAUAUUCACAAAGGCCAGCCCGGUGGUGGACGUCUGCUCGAAGCACAAGGGCGCCUCAGUGGGUGACCUCAACUACCCAGCCUUCUCGGUGGCGUUCAAGUCAUACACGGACAAGGUCACGCAGCGCCGCGUGGUGCGCAACGUCGGGAGCAACGUGAAUGCGGUGUACACGAUCAGCCGUCGUGGCCCCGUCGGGAACGUGGGAGUCACCGUGACGCCCGAUAGAUUGGUGUUCGACGCGCAGCACCAGACACGGGAGUACACGGUCACCUUCUCGACGCUGAACCCGAGCGUCAAGUCCACGGAGGAGCACGGUGCCCUCGUGUGGUCCGACGGGAAGCACGAGGUGGCCAGCCCCAUGGUCUUCACCUGGCCGGCUCCCAAGCCGGGUCCCAAACCUGCCGUGGCUGCGAUGUGAGUGUGAGCCGCACCCAUGCAUCUCCUAGUUCUUGUUGUCAUAUACGUAUCAUGUAUUCAUAAGGUUUGUGCGCCUAGUGCCGUGUGCAACCAUGCUGCGGAAACUAUAUGUAUUGUACUACGUGAAUAAGGUGCAUGUCGCCAAACCUAUAUCAUACGUGAAUAAGAACUGUGUGGAUUAUUUGUUCGACCGUU
Molecule: messenger RNA, 2655 nt
Organism: Brachypodium distachyon (stiff brome)
Lineage: Eukaryota; Viridiplantae; Streptophyta; Magnoliopsida; Poales; Poaceae
Product: subtilisin-like protease SBT1.4
Exons: 1
Coding region: 14-2461 (815 amino acids)
Biological process (GO): proteolysis
Molecular function (GO): serine-type endopeptidase activity
Source: RefSeq, a predicted model, not a curated record